Molecule: messenger RNA, 372 nt
Organism: Cavenderia fasciculata
Lineage: Eukaryota; Evosea; Eumycetozoa; Acytosteliales; Cavenderiaceae
Exons: 1
Coding region: 1-372 (123 amino acids)
Biological process (GO): sexual reproduction
Source: RefSeq, a predicted model, not a curated record
AUGGUGUCGAGGUAUCUAUCAAUUGCCGAGGUCGAUCGUCAUCCGAUUUCCAUCAAAACCCAGGAGGUAUCGUUUAACGGAUCAUCAUCCGGGAGUGCCAAGUCACAGUUUAUCGGCAUAUCAUUACCAUGGUUUGGUCAAUACUCUAUGAUUGACCCGGAUUUUUCAAUAUUUGUUAGCAGCAAAGCAACAGGGAAUUGCGACUCUUCCAAGCCCGUGGAAUGGAAGAUUAUCACUGGAGUGGUCGUAGGCGGUUCUGUCUUUAUAGCACUCGCCAUUACAACCAUUGCUGUUGCCAAACGGAAUCAUUGGAUGGCAAAGGCUAAAGCCAAUAUUAAAUCUUUCAAAUUAAAAAAAGUAUCCAACAAUUAA